Anarrhichthys ocellatus (wolf-eel) is the source of this 2934-nucleotide messenger RNA. RefSeq names its product T-lymphoma invasion and metastasis-inducing protein 2-like. Gene Ontology annotation, molecular function: guanyl-nucleotide exchange factor activity. Gene Ontology annotation, biological process: activation of GTPase activity; small GTPase-mediated signal transduction. Lineage: Eukaryota; Metazoa; Chordata; Actinopteri; Perciformes; Anarhichadidae. The transcript is spliced from 2 exons. The record is from RefSeq and is a predicted model, not a curated record. The annotation marks the transcript as partial.
CCAUGCGAUUAAUUGCGAUUAAAUAUUUGAAUCGUUGCCCAGCACUACUUUAAGCUAACUUUAACUUUAAGCUAACUUUAAUUUUAAGCUGUAUUUUAACUGUAUUCUAACUUUAAACUGUAUUCUAACUUUAAGCUGUAUUCUAACUUUAAGCUAACAUUAACUUUAAGCUGUAUUUUAACUUUAAGCUAACUUUAACUUUAAGCUAACUUUAACUUUAAGCUUACUUUAAGCUGUAUUCUAACUUUAAGCUAACUAACUAAUGUCAGUAAAUGGACCUCGAGUCAGAAUCAAAAGAAGUGUUUAUAUGUACAGUCUAGUGAAUCAAGUCUAGUUGCAUUGUGGGUCAUUUAGGCUCCAGGUUUCUGGAGGAAGAACAAUGUGUGAUUUCACAUCCCUGUCUCUGAAGAAAUAUGUUACAACAAAUUAUGUUUUAAGGAAAAACGUCUUUUGUUGGUGGAUUCAAUUUAUUUUCGUAGGGAGGAAGUCGGGGGGGUGGACGGUCUUUAUGUCUCGUGUGAACUAAAUUCUUUUGUUGUGUCAAUUUCGUAGUCAUUUUAAGUCAAACCCUGAUGUUUUAAGUAAGCCUAACGAAGUAGUUUUAUAGCGUUUUUAGUUUUGAUUUGUUCGUUAACCACGUGUUUGGAACGAUUUAAAACUCGCUCGGUCCUGAAGAAAAUAUGUUUCGCUCGAAACGUAAUUGAGAAUAACGUUUAGUUUUAUGGAAACAUAAUUUUGUAGGAGAGAGAGUUGGACUAAAAAAAGACGAUAUCUGUGUUUCUUCUGCAUCGACGGAAACGUUCCUUUGAACAGUGUUUUAGGAGAGCAAUGCUAAAUCAGUGGAGCAGUAAUUCAAUGUGAUCAUUUAUCGUCUUUGAACGAUAUUAUAUUGUUCAUGGAGAUUCCCAAUCAACGUUGUUUAAAUAGAGAAUAACAAGUAGACAAUCUGAUUAUUUUGCAUUAAAGUUCUUAAAUGAGAAAGUACUAUUUAUAUGUCAAUAAUUUGACAUGUGGUCAUUAAAUAUGGGAUUUAUUUAUUGGAUUUAUUGUAUUAGCAGAAAACAUGCUAUAUAUUGUGAUAUAUAUCCUCAUCGAGGUAUGAAACGACUUGUGUAUAAAGGGAUUGAGGAUUUGGGCCCAAUACACAGAUAGUAGAAGUAAUGGGGGGUAAAAUCUGUUCCUGGUGGUAGAGUUAGAAGUAUUCUUGGUAGUAGUACAUGAUGCAAAAGGAAUGGAAAUAGUUCUCUCAGCAGUUCAUGUCUCCGUCUGUCCUCCUUCAGGCUGCGAUGGGAAACACAGACAGUCACAGCGGCUUCGUCUCUCCUGCCAAGUCCUCCAGCUCGCUCAGGUUCUCCUCCAGGAGGGAGGAGGUGCCGUCGGCUCGCAGCUGGUGGAGGAGCAGCCAGGGUAGCGGCAGGAGCCGGGUGAGAAGCUACAUGAACCAGCGUGCUGCCGACCCACCGUACACCUCCUGGCACUAUGAGCCCAGAGCCACCAGAGGAGGAGCCGGAUCUCCUCAGAGGUUCCUCAGAGGGAACCAGUUUGGCUUCGUGGAGGGCGGCGGCGAGCGGACGUCCGUGGAGAGUGGCAGUGGCAGCCCGAAGGUGCUGCUUGGCAAAGACGGCAGCAUGAGGGUGGAGUUCACCAACGCCAGAGGAGUCUGCAAGGAGCCAAAGGGGCUCCUCCCCGCCGCCGCUACCGCAGUCACCGAACCCUCCCUCCGCACCAGUAAAGGCAGCUCGCUCAGCUCCAACGGCUCCUGGUACGACUCGCCGUGGGGCACCGGCGGCGAGCUGGUCGACAACGUGUUUGUCUGCGGGCAGAGUGCGGCGAACAGGUUCACCGAGGAGACCGCCAACAACACCACCACCACCGUCUUCUCGGCCCAGGUGGACGUCUCACCUGGAUCCGACACCGGCGACUUUGCCAUCGCCGCCGUCGCCGGUUACAACACCUGCUCCUCCUCCGGGCGAACGGAGGACAGCGGCAUCGGAGACUCGGUGAUCCUGCCGGCCGACCUGAGAGACUUCAGCCCGGCGUCGCCGUCCUCCUCCUCGCUGGACAGCGUUUACCACAACGCGCUGCCCGCCUUCCCCACCACGACGCCGGACGACACGCUGCAGCAGACCACCACCACCGCCUCCUCCAAUGAUGUCAUCCAGGAAGAGGAGGGGUCAGGAGGAGGCGUGGAGCAGCGUUACUCCUCCGUGACGCUUCCCUGUCGCAGGGCCGAGAACGGCCGCAAAGACUUCCUGAAGAGCCGAAUCCGCCGACUCAGCGACUGGACCGGAAGUCUGAGCAGGAAAAAGAGGAGGAUCCAGGAGCCGAACGGCAGCGACACCACCGAUGUCUCCGUUGACCGGCCGGACUGCAGCACCUUGUGGUCCUCCAACCCUCUCCACACCCUGAACCUGAACCAGUACCAGUUCACACCAGCCCACUGUGGCUCCUCCAGGAGCCUGAACCAGAACCAGAGCAGCGACGUCCAGCGGCAGAACGUCUAUGAAAGCUUCAUGCAGGAGCUAAAGACAGGCUGCAGCAGCACAGCUGAGAGGACGGAGGAGGAGGAGGAAGAGGAGGAGGAAGAGGUGGAGGAAGGAGACGAGGAGGUGGGAGGAGGCGAGCAGCUGGACGUCCUGUGUGAGGAGGAGCAGGGCGUGGUGCGACGGGCUGGCUGGCUCUCCUUCAAAGCUCUGAUCACCGUCAGUAAAGACAGGAAGCUGGAGCUGGUGGCUCGACGCAGGUGGAGAGGCUACUGGGUCACUCUGAGAGGUACGGGAAGUACUGGAGGUGCUGGAGGUAUGGGAAGUACUGGUACGGGAGGUACGAGAGGUACUGGAGGUACGGGAAGUACUGGUACGGGAGGUACGGAGGUACUGAUACGGGAGGUACUGGAGGUACGAGAGAUAUGGGAGAAACUGGGAGGUACAGGAG